Messenger RNA from Purpureocillium lilacinum, 1251 nucleotides. RefSeq lists its product as uncharacterized. The record is from RefSeq and is a predicted model, not a curated record. NCBI's taxonomy places the organism in Eukaryota, Fungi, Ascomycota, Sordariomycetes, Hypocreales, Ophiocordycipitaceae.
AUGCCCCGCAGAAAGAACCAAUCCUCCGCGUCCCUCGGCAUCCGGCUCGACAACCCAUGCCACCACUUUACGCCCGGGGACGACGUCACAGGCCAUGUCUACCGGCGCGACCAUGCCGUCGGCACAAAUGCCCACGUCACAAUCAUGUUUACGGGCGAGGUUUGGAACGAGGAAGAUCGGACAGAGCACCGGGGCAACAUCCAUAGCAACAACGCGUGGGGCAUCACUCGCACCGGCAUCCAUCGCUCUGUCAACACGCUCUUCCAGACAGCCCAGACACUCUACAGCGGGUCGGUAUACAUGCCGGCAGGUAGACGCGAGCAGAAAUGGCCCUUCGCAUUCACAAUACCUACUCGCGCCAAUGGGCCAUUAACGGGGAGAAGAGGCUUCACGGCGCCCACCGCGCUAAAGGGCCAAAAGCAACCCCUCCCGCCGAGCUAUGUACUCGCCGUCGGCGACUCCGUCGAGGCCGCGGUAGAGUACGUUCUUGAUGCGAAGGUAACCUUCGAGUCCAACGGCAAGAGUUACAGACACCAAGCCCUGCUCCUCCUCAAUAUCGUCCCGUACCUAGCUCGGCUUCCACUUACGGAUCACAAACUGAAGACCUGGUAUUUCGAGCGCACCCGUAUGACCAGGCUGGUCCGGCCAAACAAGGUCCCCGGCCUCGCGUGCAAGGUUGAGGUGCAGGCGCCUGGAGUUAUCCAGCUGGAAAACCACCACCCGAUUCCCUUCCGCGUGUGCGUGGUCCCCGUCAUGGGCCCGGAUUCAGGUUCCAGCACACAACUCGGCAGCGUCCCGCAGAGAGCUAAAUUGACGCGCAUCCGCAUUUCCGUUUACUCUGUGACCUCUAUCAAGGUCAGCGACAGAGACGACUCCGGUACCCUGGCGGCGACGGUGAUUAUCGACCUUCCGGUCAUAGAGCACAUGGUGGGGAAGUUUUCGAGCGACACAAGCGACAAGAGCAGCGCUAUUGAGAUCCCUUGUGGUCAAGACGUGGUGGCAAUGGAUAUUGGGACGCUUAUCGGGCUCAAGAUCGGACACCGUGCGAAAGGAGAAUACCCCGCUGGCCCGGAACGGCAGGGGGGAGUAUUGGCGACGGUAUACCCUACCAUUGCAACGUGGUAUCUCGCGCUCAAGCACAAGCUAGCUUGGGAGAUUGCCCUCGAAAUUUGUGGGGAGAAGUUUGACAUCGGGGCUACGGACGACGUCGUAAUACUGCCUCCACCACGUCUACAGCAGGGCUUAUCAUAG